AUCUUGAACUACCUUUUUCAUAUCAGGUAUGUCUUAAAGGACAUGUUUUACUUGUAUACUUUCAAAACAAAUGUUAAACAACUACAGCAGCAAGAAAAUUGGGUGAAAAAUAUGGCUUGCCAACUUCUAAAAAUCACAUCAAAUGUAUAGUUAAUAGCAUCAAUCUAUAUAAGUAAAACUUAUUAAGGAACAUGGAAAAGUUACAAAACAUUUGUUCUGAAAAAAUUGUUUGAUUUAAACAAUUAAAUCAAACAAUUGCUCGCAAAAACAAAACAAUCAUGCAACUUCGAAAUAAAUUAAAUGAACAGAGUUUUAGCAUACAACUUAAAUGUCUUCAAUAAUAAAAAUCUUAGAUUGAAAAAGCGAAUAGCAUUGUCCAAGACUUAGUUACUAUUUUGCACAAUCAAAUUUCUGAUAGAAAUGCUGAGAUUCAAAUUCUUCAAAACGAAUUGCUAAUUUUAAAGGAGGAAGUUGAGCAAACACAGCACAAUGUCCAGAAUACGAGAUAUGCAAAAGUCUACACUACUGAUAUUAGGGCGUUAGUAUAUGACAUGCUUGUUUGUAAUGUGCCAACACAUAGUGUGCCAUCACUGCUCCAUAAAAUUGGAUAAUUUAUUGGCUUUCAGUUUACUGAAAUUCCACAUCGUACAACUGUGGAGCAGAUGAUGCGUGAGCUUGGAGUUAUUUCAGAUCUGCAGACUGCUAAAAUAGCUAUUGCAACAAAAAAUCUGACCUUGGGUUUUGAUUCUACUACACAAGAGGGUGUCCGUGUAAAUGCUGUCCACUUUACAACCAAAACAAGAUGCAUGGUUGUGGCUGUUGACCAACUUGCUGGAGGUACAGCUAAUGAUUAUAAAAAUCAUAUUACACAGUCUGUAGAUCACCUUGCAAAGUUGUAUAGUAAUUUUUACGAGAAACAAUAUAUUGAAGUACGAAGUACGAUUAUUGCUUAUAUAAGUAAUAUGAUGACUGACAGAGUCGCAGCAAACCAUGCAAUGGUCACUAAGUUAAAUACUUUGUGGCAAAAAUCGUUAAACAAACUAAAUUGCCAUCUUCACCCAUUGGAUACAAUGACCUCUGCUUGCAAGUCUUCACUUAAAGCAUUGGAAACUUUAAAAGGGAAACUGUUUGGCAGGGAUUGUAUUGCAGCAAACAUUGUUAUACAGCUUAACAAACUACGCUACAAGGAUGGUAAAGGUGACCCAAAAGGUUUUGUUAUCUUCUUGGACAAACACAAGUUGCCAAGGAGACUGUUACCACGCUACAGGGUAAAUAGAUUACACGUCUUAUUUCAUAGAUGUGGAAUUUUGAUCCAUAACUAUACUAUAUUAAAGACAUUCCUGUUUUCUGGUGUGACAUUAGGUGGUGGUUUGAGAAAUAGUCUGUAUCAAGACUUUACUUCGGAAGCAAGUAUCCUUAAAUUGUGUGCCUUAGGGUUAAUUGGUAAGCUACUAACUGGUCCCUGGAUGACUAAGUUUUAUGUUAAGCGUAGUCAAGGACUCGACUACAUAUCUGGCAUCCAAGUAGUAAAAAAUGUUCGCAACCAUCUUGUUGAGAUUAUCAAGAACCCACUUGCUCUAAUUCAACGAUUUUUUUGGAAAUGAUCUUAAUGAUCCAAUCUUUAAUUCUAUUGUUGGCUUUUGUCCACAGACUGAUAAAAUGGGAGAAGCAUUAGGUUGUUGUCUGAAUGCUGUCAUUAUUGUCAUUGACAGACAGUACCAGAGACAAUUCAACAUGACAUCAAAUGAACUACUUAAGGACCAGACUCUUUCAACACGGCUUCAUAAUAUUGACUCUGAAGAACUAGCACUAAACAUAGAUAUGUUUAGUGCUGCAAAACAUAAAUCUCCCACUUUGUUUUUUAUCAUCAAAGUUGCGUGCAUGUAAAAGUAAAACAACUAAUUUCCUCCGUGAUAAACCUAUUGAUAUUCGAAAUAAGUUGAUGUUAUGGGCUCUCCAUGGCCAGAAAAAAAACGCUUUUCCAACACAGAACAACUUGAUCUAAUUAAGAUAGAACUAAUUAAACGCAUGGAGAUGAAAUUUCUGCAAAAAGACAACAAAGAAAAAAGAAAAGUUGAAAAAAUUUUGAAAAAUUGUUUGCCUAACGAAGUAAAACAACUAUUCUCUAAUCUGGAAAAUGAUGAAGCUGCUGAUGUCGAAGACAUUCUUAUCGGUAACAUUGUUGGGCGAAAUAUAUGCCACAUGUUGUAUGAUAUUGACACUAAUAAACAGGAGGUAUAUUUUGGCAGAGUUAUUGGAAUAAAAAAAAAGAACAGUGCUAUGUAUACAGUUGCUUACUGGAAGCAAACUGAGGAUGAGGAUGACAAUGCAGUUGAUUAUAAUAUGAGUAAAUAUCAACUGUCUGCAGAUGUUAUUACUGGUGACCAACAUAUGAUCUGAUCUAUACCUGUGAUAUUGUAUGUUAUCUGUAGCUGGUUUUUUUUAUUUUUGCACUUUGUUCAGUGGUGGAGCACCGGUAAGUCAUUAUAUGUAUGUUUGUGUUCUGUUGGACCUCUGGCGCGGUGUUGACACACUCGUAAGUCAUUAUAUGUUCGUGUUCUGUUGGACCUCUGACGCGGUGUUGACGCACUACAUUUAGAGCAUUUAAAGGCAGCAUUAAAUUCAAAGUUUCAAGAUUUGAAAGGAGCGUACUCUACCACUUUUUAUACUGCUAAUUUUUGUUUUUAAAUUUUUUUUUGUGAUUGAUGGGGGGGGGGGGGGGACGCCUCCCAUCCUUUAAUUUAUUUAUGUUACAAAUAUAUAAUUAAAUAAAAUAUAUAUAUAUAUAUAUUUUUAAUAUUAUUUUCAUUCAUUUUAUUAAUGAUAAAAAUAUUUAUAAGAAUAAAUCUUUCGGUACUAGGGUGUGUACCAUUACCACCACAUCAACCUCCUUCAUAAAAUCUCUAAUACUUGCUUGCCAAUAAAAAAAUAACAACUUUUUUAAUGAUAAAUUACUAGUUUUAUACUUUAAAAAAAACCUUUUAUGGAAGAAAUGUGAAUUUUUUGAUAGCAAA
Messenger RNA from Hydra vulgaris (swiftwater hydra), 3014 nucleotides. RefSeq lists its product as uncharacterized. The record is from RefSeq and is a predicted model, not a curated record. Lineage: Eukaryota; Metazoa; Cnidaria; Hydrozoa; Anthoathecata; Hydridae.